Molecule: messenger RNA, 4178 nt
Organism: Drosophila gunungcola (fruit fly)
Lineage: Eukaryota; Metazoa; Arthropoda; Insecta; Diptera; Drosophilidae
Product: probable multidrug resistance-associated protein lethal(2)03659
Exons: 7
Coding region: 192-4073 (1293 amino acids)
Biological process (GO): transmembrane transport
Cellular component (GO): membrane
Molecular function (GO): ATP binding; ATP hydrolysis activity; ABC-type transporter activity
Source: RefSeq, a predicted model, not a curated record
ACGACACGGACGCGAUUAUCUUAACUGUUUUGAGCGCCUAAUGGAAAGUUUUAGUUACCUCAACAAGUGAAAAUCAGAUAACCCAAAUAUACAAAAUCGUUUCAUAAAUUGAAUUUAACUCAAAUCACAAUUAUUAAUUUUAUUGAUAUAAACAAAUAUUUAUUUGAAUGUUAUAAGCAAAUUACACAAAAAUGCAGGCUAAUAAGCUGCCGACAAAUCCGCGCGAAUCUGCGGGGAUUUUUUCCGCUCUAAUGUUUUGCUUCGCUUUGCCGAUACUUUUCAAGGGCAGAAAAAAGACCUUGGAACCCACAGAUCUCUACAAGGCUUUAAGCGGACACAAAGCGGAUACUUUGGGGGAUAUAUUCUUUGAAACUUGGCUGGCAGAAGUCAAGUCAUGUCAGGAUAAACCUAAAAAAGAACCAAGCAUUAUAAAGGUUCUUAUAAAAGUAUUUGGAUGGCAACUGCUGUUAUCAGGCUUAAUUAUUGGAGUUCUCGAGUUGGGAACAAGAGCUACUUUACCACUUAUUCUGGGAGCUCAGAUAUCCGAAUUUACAAAAAAUGGAAAUGGAGAUGGGCUACAGGCUCAAAUCUAUGGAUUAAACCUGAUUUUGAUUACGUUAAUUGGAGUUUUGAUGUUCCAUCCCUUUAUGAUGGGUAUGAUGCAUCUGGCCAUGAAAAUGCGAGUGGCGGUGAGUACUGCUAUAUAUCGAAAGGCCCUCCGAUUGAGUCGCACUGCUUUGGGCGAUACUACAACGGGUCAGGUGGUUAAUCUGAUAUCCAACGAUCUAGGAAGAUUUGAUCGUGCUUUGAUACACUUCCACUAUCUGUGGCUGGGACCGCUGGAGUUGCUCAUAUCUUCGUACUUCCUGUACCAACAAAUUGGCAUUGCUUCUCUUUACGGCAUAGGAAUACUUCUUCUAUAUCUGCCUUUUCAAACCUAUUUGAGCCGACUCACUUCCAGGCUGAGACAUAAAACAGCCCUAAGAACUGAUCAGAGGGUGAGGAUGAUGAAUGAGAUUAUAACUGGUAUACAAGUGAUAAAGAUGUACACAUGGGAGAAGCCGUUUGGCAGGCUAAUCGAGAAAUUGCGUCGCAGUGAAAUGAGCUCCAUUCGCAAGGUGAACUUUAUUCGAGGUACUCUUCUAUCCUUCGAGAUAACUCUGGGUAGGAUUGCGAUAUUCGUAAGUCUGCUGGGGUUCGUCCUGAUGGGCGGUGAAUUGACUGCAGAGAGGGCAUUCUCCGUCACGGCUUUCUACAAUGUCCUGAGACGUACAGUGAGCAAAUUCUUCCCCAGUGGAAUGUCUCAAUUUGCGGAACUAUUGGUUACCCUGAGGAGAAUCAAAGGUUUUCUGAUGAGAGAUGAAACUGGAGUUCAGAAACUCGGACAUGGAGAAAAAAUUAACCUUUUUAAAGAGGAACCCUUAGUGGAACUGCAAUCCUUUCAAGCGCGUUGGAAUCAGGAUCACGCUGAACCUGCUUUGGAUAAUAUUAAUAUCAGUCUGAAGCCACCGCAAUUGGUGGCUGUCAUUGGGCCAGUGGGUUCCGGCAAAUCCAGCCUGAUACAAGCUAUUUUAGGAGAACUUUCUGCUGAAUCUGGAAUGCUAAACGUGCAAGGAAAAAUCUCGUAUGCCUCACAGGAACCCUGGCUUUUUAAUGCCUCCGUUAGAGAUAAUAUUAUCUUUGGAUUACCCAUGGACAAGCACCGAUAUCGUACUGUCGUUAAAAAAUGUGCUUUGGAAAGAGAUUUUGAACUAAUCCAGGGAGAUCGCACUUUUGUGGGUGAAAGAGGAGCUUCCUUGUCUGGAGGUCAAAGAGCCAGGAUCAGUUUAGCCAGAGCUGUUUAUCGCCAAGCGGAUACCUAUCUCCUCGAUGAUCCUUUGAGUGCAGUGGAUACUCACGUUGGGCGCCAUUUAUUUGAGGACUGCAUGCGUGGCUUCCUUAGGGAUAAAUUAGUUAUCCUGGUGACCCACCAACUGCAAUUUCUGGAGCACGCCGAUCUGAUUGUUAUUAUGGACAAGGGAAAAAUAACAGCCAUUGGCACAUAUGAGGAGAUGCUGAAAAGUGGUCAGGAUUUUGCAAAACUUUUGGCUAAGGAGACCCAGGAGGACAAAGAAGAUUUUGAUCAGGAUAACGCAGCUGGUGAUACCAAAACGGAUAAAUCGAAUUACUCCCGCCAAAAUAGUCGAGUUAGUAGAGCCAGUGUGACUUCAGUGGAUUCCGGCACGGAAUCUGUAAUGGAAGAUGAAAGACAACCUGCCCAAGAAACUCGUUCCACGGGACAAAUUGGCUUGGGCGUGUAUCGGAAAUAUUUCUCCGCCGGUUCUGGAUGGUUCAUAAUUGUCCUAGUUGCCUUUUUCUGCCUGGGCACUCAGGUUCUCGCUUCUGGUGGGGACUAUUUCCUGUCCUACUGGGUUAAAAACAACAAUUCCUCGUCUUCUCUGGAUAUAUAUAUCUUUAGCGCAAUCAAUAUAGCUCUAGUGAUCUUCGCACUGCUUCGAACCGUACUAUUUUUCAGCAUGGCAAUGCACUCAUCAACCCAGUUGCAUAAUUCCAUGUUCCAAGGGGUUUCCCGAACUGCCUUGUAUUUCUUUCAUGCGAAUCCCUCAGGAAGAAUACUCAAUCGUUUUGCAAUGGAUCUGGGGCAAGUAGAUGAAAUCCUGCCCGCCGUAAUGCUGGACUGCAUACAGAUAUUUCUGACAAUUAGUGGAAUUAUAGGGGUUUUGUGCAUCACAAAUCCCUGGUAUUUGGUUAAUACAAUGACCAUGUUUCUGGCUUUUCAUUAUCUUCGAAAAUUCUAUCUGAGUACUUCGAGAGAUGUGAAGAGAUUAGAGGCCGUGGCCAGAUCGCCAAUGUAUUCGCAUUUUAGUGCCACUUUAAAUGGUCUGCCCACCAUCAGGGCUUUGGGUGCCCAGGAAUUGGUGACCAAAGAGUAUGACAACUACCAGGAUCUCCAUAGUUCGGGAUACUAUACAUUCCUGUCGACAAGUCGCGCUUUUGGUUACUAUCUGGAUCUGUUUUGCGUCGCCUACGUUAUAUCUGUAACAAUAAUGAGUUACUUUAAUCCCCCGCUAGAGAAUCCCGGUCAGAUUGGUUUGGCCAUCACACAAGCUAUGUCUAUGACUGGCACUGUACAGUGGGGUAUGCGACAAUCGGCUGAGUUGGAGAAUUCCAUGACUUCUGUGGAAAGAGUGCUGGAAUAUAAAAACCUGGAAUCGGAAGGAGAAUUCGAAUCCCCAGCAGAUAAGAAGCCACCCAAAACUUGGCCACAAGAUGGUCAGAUUAAAGCGGAAGAACUUAGUCUGCGCUACAACCCCGAUCCCAAGACUGAUAAGGUGCUAAAUUCACUUCAUUUUGUUAUUCAGCCAAGUGAAAAAAUCGGCAUUGUCGGAAGAACGGGUGCCGGAAAAUCCUCUCUAAUAAAUGCCCUGUUCAGACUGUCCUACAACGAUGGAUCAAUGGUCAUAGAUAGCAGGGACAUAGCCGGAAUGGGCCUGCACGAUUUGCGCAGCAAGAUCUCUAUAAUUCCCCAGGAACCCGUACUGUUUUCUGGCACCCUGCGCUAUAACCUGGAUCCCUUUGAACAGUAUCCAGACGAUAAGUUGUGGGAGGCCCUAGAAGAGGUUCAUCUCAAGGAAGAGGUAUCUGAGUUGCCUAAGGGUCUUGAAAGUAUGAUCGCGGAAGGAGGGGCCAACUACAGUGUGGGUCAACGGCAGUUGGUCUGUUUGGCCAGGGCAAUUCUCCGCGAAAAUCGCAUCCUGGUGAUGGACGAGGCCACGGCAAAUGUUGAUCCGCAAACGGACGCCCUUAUACAGUCCACCAUCCGUAAAAAGUUCAAAGACUGCACCGUAUUGACCAUAGCUCAUAGGUUAAACACUAUAAUUGAUUCCGAUAAGGUCAUGGUUUUGGAUGCAGGUAAUAUGGUGGAAUUUGGUACACCAUAUAAUCUUUUAACGCAAUCGCGGAGCAAAAUCUUUUACGGAAUGGUCUUGGAUACAGGUCGAUCCAGUUUUGAGCACCUUCUCAAGCUGGCACACCAAGCCCAACAGAGCAAACUGCACAGGAAACCGGAGUAAAACCUAAGCAAAACCAAAAAAAAUUUAAUUUAAAACAAGAAAGGAAGCAAAUUUAAAUAGAACUAAAAUCGUAAUUCCGAUCUGUCAAAUUAUUAAUAAGUCAAA